UUUGCUUGUUCAACGGGGGAUUACGACGGAGCCGACGCGUGGCCCAAAUUACCAGACACGAUGGCUAAGAAGAGCUGUGCAAGGAAUGCUUGGGGGGUUUUCCAAAGUGUGCUGGUAGCAGCAACUCUCUAUACUUUUCUCUGUCUAGCUGUGCUGGUUUUUCAGAGAGGCUCGUUCCCAAAAUCGCCAGCCGACCUCUACAGAAGCCCUCCUCGCCCAGGGUCCUCAUCUUCAGAUUUCAAUGGAUCUGGAUCUGUACAACUGCCUUCAACCAAAUUAAAAGUCGAGAAAAUCAAGCCCAAUGCCAAUUGGUUCAAUAGACCUGAAAGUUUGGUCGUGCCGAGGGAUGACUACCUGGGAAAGCGGCCAGACGUCGACACCGUUGCGAACCUCACAAAACUGGUGGAAGAAUGCAGAGGAUCAUACGAGAAUAUUGAGAAGAUGCCAUACGUACAAGAUUGUUUGAAGUAUAUGGAGGAGGGCGAGAAGGAAUACUUUUACACCCCCGCCCGAGGCGAACGAGCGAGUGAACAACCACCAAAGCUUGCAGAGUAUCUCAACUCUGAUGGCGCAGAUAAUACCCUCGAAGAAUACCCUUCCUAUAAACACGCCUCGAAAGACUCCCCUGGCAAAUGCGACGGACCUAUUGUGCCUUAUCAUGUCUACUGGACAGGGCCUGCAACCUGGCGAGUUGAGUUAUUUGUGAAAAGCCAUUUCCACACACAGAACAUCCCAUGUACCCGAUUAUUUAUAUGGUUGGAUGGGGAUCGAGAUCCAAAAGCAGUAGACAAGAUGCUGAACCAUGACCCAUUAUUCGAGAAGUUUUUACCAUUUGUCCAGCGGGGAGAUAUCGUUUUGAUGACAUGGAAAUUUCCUUCCAGGAUCCCACUUCCAAAGGGCGACAACACAGAUGGGGUUGGCUAUUACAAGACGCCUGGAAAACCAAACUCAAAGGGCGAAACACUGGUUGCAGAUGGGUUACUCCGCGAUGCCAAUGACCAAGAAUGGCUUGUUUUGACGGAGAAGCAAAUGACGUUCCUCCCCGUUGCAGUCUCAGACGCUGUACGUUUCGUCGUUCUACACAUUUAUGGAGGAGCCUACUUCGAUAUGGACGUUGUUAUGCUCAGAGACAUGCGCCCACUAUUAAUCGGAGAUGACCACUCGUUCGCUGAGCGAUGGGGUGGACAUCCUUCUCCUGGAGAUUACAACACUGCCAUUAUGUCUCUAUCUGCCAAUUCUUCGCUCUCCUCCUAUCUCCUCCGUGGAGGAGUUCGAAUGGGUCUCAAUUUCCACCCGAGAGUGAUUGGAGUUAUGACGGUCAAAGAUCAUCGAAAUCAAGAGUUCCACAUGUUAGAGACGGCAGCAUUUGACCCAAUUUGGACAGAAUUCAACUGGGGUAGACUAGGAAAAUGCACUGUGCCAUGUCUACACGAUUAUGGGCAAGUCUUCAAGGGGAAGAAAGCAUUCCCGUUGGACGAUGAGUGGGAAAGUUAUGACGGACCACAGCUGAAGUUGGCAUCGGACAAGGCAAGAACCAGGGGGCAUUUCUGGGAAAUAAAGAGGGAUGAGAAUGCAGUUGAGGAAAGAGCGGAAGCAAAGUCUGAAGAGUCAGAGUCGGUAUUCGACAAAGACGCUCUGAUGAAGGCGGAGUACAAAAUUGAGGAAGACAACUAUCCGCCAACGAACCGUACGAUGGAGCACUUCCUCCGGGGUGCGUGGACAUAUCACGUUCAUAACCAGUGGCUCAAGAACCCUGAACCAUCUUCAUGGUUGAACGUGAUCCAGCGCGCCCACGAUGGCUUUUUCUCUCACGGCCGUAAAAACCCAUACGGUGAGAAAUGGGACGGUCCAGAUAUACCCCACUACGAAAUCAGCUGGGAAUACCCUUAG
Lachnellula hyalina is the source of this 1890-nucleotide messenger RNA. RefSeq lists its product as uncharacterized. The record is from RefSeq and is a predicted model, not a curated record. The transcript has 2 exons. NCBI's taxonomy places the organism in Eukaryota, Fungi, Ascomycota, Leotiomycetes, Helotiales, Lachnaceae. The annotation marks the transcript as partial.